AAAGGCCCUGGUGCUCUCCUCAGGUGACAUCAACAAAGCGGCAGCAAAAUGUCUUAGCUUAGAUUUCUCUCAUCAUGAAUAUUCAGAACUCUCUCAGCUCGGCCUCUGUUAGUUCCUGUUUACUUUAGACAGGAGUGGCUGAGUCUCCAGUUAACCUUGACAGAGAGAGAGAGAGAGAGAGAGGAGAGAGAGAAAGGGGCGCAGCACAAACAGGUAUGUUGCACCUCAGCACACCUGAGAUGUGAGAGCUGCUUUGCUACUGGCUGCCGGAGCCAAGGCUGCUUGCUUUGCCACAGAGACCUGCCUCACUGUCAGGACCUCGUCUCAUCCCUUCUUCAUGUUGGUCUUUCCCCAUAACGGCUGAACUUGCUACCAAGUGAGGGACGAAGUUCAGAAGUCCAAGAGAACAGGGUGUUGAUUCCUGGCCACCAUGGCGGAAAACAAUUAUAGCUGGUGGAAGCUGACUUUUCUGCGGAAAAAGAAAUCCACCCCCAAAGUAUUGUAUGAAAGCCCAGAUAUCUACAAUGAGAACCAACAGGAGGGUAUGCUUGCCGACGGGGGAAACAGCGGGAGCAGCGAGCGCGAAUUCAACGCCCGGCUAGAGAAGAUUGUGGACAAGAGCACCAAAGGAAAACACGUCAAAGUCUCUAAUUCAGGGCGCUUCAAGGAAAAGAAGAAAGUAAGGGCCACGUUGUCAGAAAACCCCAAUUUUUUUGCUGACAGCGAACGGGACGAGAAAUAAGGAGGUGGAUGAAAGAGAGAUGCUCUCUCCACAUGCCUUCAUUUGAGGAUGUUUCUCUGGUCUGAGAGAAGCCUACGACACAUGCAUUUCAACCCAUUUGCAAAUGAAGUUUAACGAGGGACCACUUGGGCUUUCGAGACUGGGUCCUGAUUUUCACUUGAAUAGAUAAGUUUCAGAAGAAGAUGAACUUUAUUAAUGUUACUAGUCUUUUUUUUUAAUUUAAGGAAUAAAGCUAAUAGUAUUUAAAAUGAAUGACAGAAGAAGCCAGAGGCACAGCAGAGAAUGUGUGGUGCAAGGAUCAUAUUCAGAAUUGCUUAACCAGUUACCCCUGGAUACCAUUAGGAACCCUAUGAUCCCAGUGGUGCUAUCAGAGCAGGACUUUAGGGCUAAGGUUCAGGGCUCCAGUCAGCAAAAUUACACACACACACACACACACACACACACACACACCAAAUUCAAUAGGGCUAGCUUACCAUAUUUUGAAGUUAAGAGAAUACAUAUUUACUACCUAUAGAGAAGCAUCAUUAAACCAUAAAGUCUAGUUUCGAAAAUUACCAUAAUGUGACCCUCAUAAUUGGGCCGCAAGUCGAGCCAGCAUGUUUGCCACCCAAGAUUAGCAUCAGCACAUGGCAUCCCCAGGCAACAUCUGGGACUCUCAGCACUCCAGCUGUGCCAAUCAGUGCUGAUGGUCGCCUCAGCCACUGUUCCCUUGGUGGUAGGUUUAUCUGGUUGCAGUGGCUCGGUCUGAGAAGCUGCCCACCACUGAAAAUUUCCCACAAUGCCCCAGUGUAGCAGAACUUUGGGGGUGGGGUGUCACCAAUCUUUUUUGGCCAGUAGACACAUUUGGAAUUUUGAGGAAGUGUCAUGGACACAAGUCACAAAACUGGUGCUAUGAGCUAUGAGAGCAUGGCAUGCCGUCCAACAUUUCUCCGAUGAAAAUACGGACUUCUCGUUCCAUAUUGAUAAUUUUGCUACCGUAUUUAUACCCCACACAUCUUACUGGGUUGCCCCAGCCACUAUGGGCAGCUUCCAACACACAGUGGUACCUCAGAUGGCGAACUUAAUCCGUUCCUGAAGUCCGUUCUUAAACCAAAUCCGUUCUUAAACCGAGGUGUGCUAUCCUUAAUGAGGCCUUCCGCCAGCAGUGCCCUUUCACCGUUCGGUUCCGUUCGUAGACCAAGAUAAGUUCGCAAACUGGAACGCUACUUUCGGUUUUGCAGAGUUCGUAAACUGAAUACAAUGGUACCUCGACAUCCGAACGACUCGACUUCCGAAGGUUUCGACUUCCGAAGUCGACAACCCCGGAAGUCUUUUCGCCCCGCGUGCAACGGGCGCUUCGACAACCGAAGACUUCGACUUAUGAAGACAGCCGCGGAACGGAUCGUCUUCGUAAGUCAAGGUACCACUGUAGUUCGUAAACAGGACUGUUCUUAAAGCGAGGUACCACUGUAUAUAAAAAACAUAAUAAAACAUUAAAUAAACUUCCCUUUACACGGCUCAGGGGUCGGGUAACUCCACUGCUUUUUUCCCCUGGGGGUACGCAGGGGUAUGCAUACCCCUAAACAUUUUGUAAAUCUAAGUUUCACCUCAUUUAGGGGCAGUAUUUGAUAAUGAGUAGGAAAAUGAGAGUAUUCCUAAACAUUUUUUUAGAAAGAAAAAAAAGCAGUAGAUAACUUCCAACAUUUCUCCAAUGAAAAUAGGACAUUCUAAGGAAAAGUGGGACAUUCCAGAAUCAAAUCAGAAAUCGAGAUGGCUUCUCUAAAUCAGGGACGUCCCUGGAAAAUAGGGACACUUGGAGGGUCCGGCCUGGCAUAACACAAAAUGGCUGCUGUGGGGGCUACCACAUCUAAACAAAAGAGACAGGAACACAAAAUAGUGUAGGUGUGCCACCACAUCAACUCCCCCUCCCAAAUCAAAGAGGGAAAGGGAAUGUGCAAUUAAUGCAGGAGAGAACAAGCAAGUGCAAACAGGAACUGAGUUGCAAGAGCAAUCUCUUUUGCAUUGUGGAUAUUGGGGGGUGGAAUAAAAAAUUACUAAGACUUCUCAAGGGCACCAUAGAAGGUACUGGUGGCCACACUAGAACCCCCAGGCAUUGUGGGAAAUUUAAAUGGUAGGGGGGUUCCCAGGUUAAGCUACUGGUACAGUGUUAUAUCAUGGCCGGGGUGGGGGUGGGGAGGUACCUUGCUCAGGGGUUGCUCAGCAAUGAAACCAGCCUUGUCACCUUUGAGUGUGAUGUGCCCUGCUAAAGCUGGAGAUUCUAAUCUGUCCUUGUAUGGUGCCAGCCUCCACAAUUGUGACCCACCAAGCUCAACAGACCCACAGGCAAGCAUUCUGGCAUGUCGGACAUAUGAUUAACAUCCCACUACGCCUAUUUUGUGGGACAUAUGAUUAACAUUGUGGACAUAUGAUUAACAUGCCACUACGCCACUACAGCGGGUGGCACUGUGGGCUAAACCACAGAGCCUAGGGCUUGCCGAUCAGAAAGUUGGCAGUUCGAAUCCCCACAGCGGGGUAAGCUCCUGUUGCUCGGUCCCAGCUCCUGCCCACCUAGCAGUUCAAAAGCACAUCAAAGUGCAAGUAGAUAAAUAGGUACCGCCACAGCGGGAAGGUAAACGGCGUUUCUGUGCGCUGCUCUGGUUCGCCAGAAGCGGCUUUGUCAUGCUGGCCACAUGACCUGGAAGCUGUACGCCGGCUCCCUUGGCCAAUAACGCGAGAUGAGCGCUGCAACCACAGAGUCGGUCACGACUGGACCUAAUGGUCAGGGGUCCCUUUACCUUUACCUGCUUACGCCUAUUUUGCAGUCAGGGGAAUGCUGCAAAAACAGGUUUAUCGAGGACCACCAGAUAAGGUUGGAGGGCUGUGUUUUCAGUGAUGGGCCACAAUUUGUGCAGGUUUGAUCCAAUGGAUAUUUUGGAGUCAGCAAUCCAUAAUAAUAAUAAUAAUAAUAAUAAUAAUAAUAAUAAUAAUAAUAAUAAAUGUGAAACUGUGGACAUGCCCUUGCUCAGAAGCCUUAACAUUCCUCCAAGGGAUGAAAUAUCCAGCUACAAUGUGACACAUAAGCCCUACAUGAAACCUUUCCCUUUUCCAUCUACUCGGACUGCAAAAUGGGCAUUUGUCUAACCAUCACCUGUGACUUUAUGUUUUUCCUUCCUCCACUGUGCAGCAUUAGGGAUGUUUAUAAAGAAAAGCGUGCUUUAGCAUGGAGUUGCAACCUUAGUAACAUGCAUUUUGUUUUAUGACUGAUCUAUGUGGGGAUCAAAAGGACAUUUCUCUCCAGUUCAAACUGAACAGUAAACCUCAUGGCAGGGGUGGGGAUCCCUCAGGCUUGGGUGUGAAAUGUCACCCUCCGGGCCUCUUUAUCUCACACUUUGAACUCUCCCCAAGUCACACCCCUCUGCCCUGGUGACACCCAGCACACCAGCCCUGCUCCACACCCUCUCUGAGUGCCUUUGCCUGGCUGGAACGCAUCUCUGAACUAUAAUAACACCUCUUGCUUGCCUUGAUGAAGGAAGAGGAAAUGUUUGUGUAUAUGUGAAUGGAAACCUCUGAUCUUUGUGUUGCUGGUAUGUAACCAAGCAUACAAAGUGCCCCACCCACUUUUGCCUAUGGCCCCACACAUCACUGACGUGUGGCCACCCACAAGAUUAGAGGGAAUGCACGUCCUUCAGGGUAAAGUAAGUUCCUUACCCCUGCCCUAUAGACAUUCCUUCUAAUGGUGUGGAAUGUCUCACUAGCUUGAGUCGUCAGAAACUGUUUUUCUUAUUUUCUUAUUUGUCCACCAUAUACGACUUUUUGGGGCGCAACUGCUUCUUCAAGGCAGGGUACAAAAUUUCAAAAAGUGCAUUAAUGAUAAUUUUUUUUGAAAAAAUAUGUCCAAUUAAAACGACACACUUCUUAAAAUUGAACAAUAGGAGGUGAAAACGUCAACGGCAAUCAAUAAAAAAAUGAAGUGAUUAAUAAAAAGUAGAUUGGAAUAAAAAUGGGUUUGUUUCUUAAAAGUUUCCAAAGAUGGGGUCGUAAGGGAGAGAGUUCCAGAAGCGCAUAGCCUAUGACAAAAAGAUCCUGCCUCUGGUACCAGCCACUUCUCUGUGCAUGACUUGUUUGGGGGAUACAAAGGGAGAGACUGUUUGGUUCAUAUUUACUUCAUCACCUGAUAUCCAAGUUUGUCAAGGUUGUCCUUUUCCCACAUUCAGUUCAGUUGCCUCCAGUCAGUCCCUACCAAGGCUGUCUGAUAAGUCAGGUGAACACUUGCUGUGAAGAACUGUAUUAAUAACUCACCUAUCAACCUCAGUUUAUACUCAUAAAAACCUACUGUUCUGCUGAACUUUGCACACCAGUUUCAUUGAACUUCAUCACAGUUUGUCUUCCUAACCGGCAAGAAUUGCUUGCUGCAAAAAACUUGUCCCCACCGUUGCCCCAUAUAUAUAGGGUUUCAAAAGGAGAAACUCCCCCCCCCCUUACCCAUCUCAAUAGAAAGCAUUAGGCCACAUUUGCAAACACACAUUUAAAGCACUCUGAUACCACUUUAAAUAGUCAUGGCUUCCCCCCAAAGA
Molecule: messenger RNA, 5295 nt
Organism: Zootoca vivipara (common lizard)
Lineage: Eukaryota; Metazoa; Chordata; Lepidosauria; Squamata; Lacertidae
Gene: PRR15L
Product: proline rich 15 like
Source: RefSeq, a predicted model, not a curated record